Molecule: messenger RNA, 4548 nt
Organism: Cryptococcus deneoformans JEC21
Lineage: Eukaryota; Fungi; Basidiomycota; Tremellomycetes; Tremellales; Cryptococcaceae
Exons: 5
Coding region: 85-4038 (1317 amino acids)
Molecular function (GO): protein binding
Source: RefSeq, a predicted model, not a curated record
AACUUUUCACUCAGAGGCCCAUUUUCCCAAUCAUUCCCCCACAAAAAGUAGCCGCACUUGGCUACCAUCCUAAUUCCGCCAUCCAUGCUUCCUUCUCGAGCUACUCGUAUUUUUCCUAGGACCGCCACCUCCUCGACCUCUGUCGCUCACGUCUUGACGCUUGUCCACAAUGAGUAUCUCCAACAGCUUGGAGCAACGACUGCUGUUCGCAGGAUUAGUGGCGCACCUUCAAGAGUAUUUUCAAAAGUGUCACAAACUCUGGUGGCCAAAUCUCAACCAGUACAUUUAUGCGCAACGUGCGCCCCUCAGCGCUGGCCGGUCGCAGCCAGAGAAGGAAGUUUGACUCAAUUAGAAAAUAGAGGAUUAUCCCAGAUGAUACGGUCUUCGGCACACACCCAGUCAAUACGGUCGUAUUCGAGUAGCGCUGUCCAACAUGUCGACGACACCCAUCUUUAUAACUCCUUCUCUACCCCAAUUUCAUCUAAAGAGGCCCAUACAGGUGAUCAACGAGAACGUCAGAGAUACAAACACUCUCAAGUUCUAUCGGUGCACAACCAGUUCAUCAACCCAGUCUUCCCUCCAUCUCCCGAAUUUUGUAUUCCUGCCAAGCUAUAUCAGAAGCUUCUCCAUAAAGAAUUCAAGUCUGCCUCCGAUUUCAUACAAGAAUUCAACAUGUUGGUGCCGGAGCCUUUGGCGUUCAAGAAGCUUGGCUCAAUAUCCAACCUUGCCUGGAUUUUUGAGUUAUUCCGUCAAACGGCCAAUGCAAAUGAAUGGGUAUGGCUGGCAAGUGGCUUAGAGCAGUUGUUGGAUUUGGAUACCAUUGGUGAUAGCAACCAGAAGGCGAUGCCCAUGGUGGCUGCGGCUGUUAGGGCUUUUGCGGUAUCGCGGCUUGGAGGGUCCAGUGCCGAGGUCGAGGAGAUCUUGCAAAAAGGAAGGAGCCUAACUUUCACUUUGAUCACUCAUUCUCUAGGUCACGCUAUCGCGUCACUGGCCUAUGUACAAGUUGAGGAAUGGGAUAAGGCAAGGAAAGAAAUGGUCACUGGUCUGGCGAGGAUUAUCACUCGAAUCACCACUCACAAUGGUCAAGUAGACGCUUAUCCCAAAUACGACUAUUGCUACCUCAAACUGUACGAAGGAGCUGUUCUCGCCGCCGACCGCAAUCACGAUCUUGUCGACUUUCUUCGUAUCUGCCCCACCAGUUUCCGCCACCAGCUCAUCCAGAGCACCAAGCCAAUGCAUCGGUUCUACGAUAAUGUAGCGAGGAUCUUUUUCAGGGCGCUUACUCGAGUGAAUAACCCGAUCCAGUGGUGGAGCGAAGAGUAUAGUCAACAUCCGACGGCAAGGACGAGGUGGUUAGGGACUUUGAUGUUUGUCGGUCUUUCACAAGAUCGAAGCCGACUACAAGAUGCGUUGGAUCUUCAUCAGGUCCUUGCGGACAGAGGGAUCACAGUUCCAGCUGAUGCUGCCAUCUUUUUAUGCGAACAGCUGGCUGUCACCAGACACGAGAAUGCCAAGGAAACUCUUCAACGCAUGAAGACUCUUCACAGCCCCCUUAGCCGCUCAGCUCAACGACGAAUAUUGUCUUUCGCGGGCCGGGUGGGCUGGAUGGAAGAAGAAGCGGCUGCUUGGCAUGUCCUUUCGACAGAGUGGGAGGCGUCGUGGCAUGAUCGUGUCGAACUGGCCAAGAUUUAUGCAGAAAGAGGUAAAGUGGAGGAGACCAUUGGUGUUCUUAAAGAACGCGUGGGCGAACACUGGACCAACAACCCUCUUGCGCUCGAAAUCCUCUUUAUGACUCAUAUCGCUGCCAACGAAGCUGAGGAAGCCAAGUCGGUGCUCGAUCGUAUGACCGCAUUGCGCGGGCCGUCAAUGUACGCUUACAACGCCUUGCUGAAACUCUAUGCCGGCCAGGUCAAUGUCAAUUCUGCCGUCAGCACAUUUGAUCACCUUGUUGAAUCUGGCCUAGUGCCUGACUUGUACACUUAUACGACUCUCAUUACCCUUUUUGCCAAACGUCGAGAUCCAGUGAAUGCGGAAAAUGUUUAUCGCGCCAUGAUCGAAGCUGGUGUCAAGCCUGAUCCCAUCGCUCAUGCCGCCAUGAUUAACGCAGAAGUUCAAGCUGGAAACUGGGGACAAGCCGCCAAGCGCUGGGCAUCCCUUGAUCCACAGAUGAGAAUGACAGAUCCCGUAUUAUCGACAAUUAUCCAAGCUCUUGUUUGGUUACCUGCACCUACGGAAAGCGUGAUCAAAUUGUUCAGGCAGAUCAAGAAGCCAACGAGCAAUGGCUGGGCGUUGGUCCUCAUGUCUGCAUGUGACAGCGGGGAUAUGGAUCUCGCUAGGGAUCUUUACGAAGAGAUGGACAGUCUCUCUCGACAAUAUCACGGCCCUUCUCCUAACGUUUACCAUUUCUCAAUUCUUUUGCAUGGGUAUAUCCGGAUCGACGACGCUGCAAGCUCGAAAGCGGUGUACAACGAGAUGAUCAAGCGAGGUAUCUUGCCUUCGAGUGUCACGUAUGGUAUGAUUAUUCAAUCAUUCACCGAUGCAAGGGGUGAGCGAGCAUUGGAGCAAGCGCACGCUUUCGCCAUGUCUGUACACACCGAAGUCGCCAAAGGACAAAUUGCGGAUAUUGGUGCGGACAGAGCGCUCAUCAACCAGAACAUUUUCUCGCCCUUGGUCCGUGCGCAUGGAGAGCUACAGAGAUGGGAAGAGGCGCAGAAUUACUUUGAUUUGGCCGAUUCUGAUGGGCAAAGCGGCCCGAGACAGAGGGUGCAGAUGUGGACGCAGUUGAUGGAUGUUCAUCGUCGAGCAGGAGAUGUCGAUAAAGUGCUGGAAGUUUGGGAGAAGAUAUACAACUAUGCGGUGGAAAAUGUGAACUUCAAGCCGUCAUGGGUGACCAGAGGUCGCGGCCAAGACUUGCCUGUACGCACCAACGAUUCGAUCCUGUGCAUCCCCCUCUCUAUUGCUCUUGACAGUCUAUCCUCAGCUGGGCGGUACAAGGAAGUGAGGAAGUUGUGGAAUGCUGUCGACACGGCCGGUUUCGGCUUUGACGCGGAGAAUUAUAAUCAUCUUACUGUUGCCUUGAUCAGGGUCGGAGAUGUGGAAGGCGGGUUCAGGGUGGCGGAGAUGGUGCUUAUGAGGCGGUAUGCGAGAUAUCGUUUCAGACGUAGAGAGGCAAUGAGGGAAAAGAGAGAACCAAUGGAAGAGAUGGAUAAGAGCAGAGAAGAGGAUGAGGAGUGGGAUUUGGUGGUGGAUGAAUUUGAGGGCAAGAAGGAUGAGUAUGCUGAGGAAGAAGGACAGGACGAGUUGGAAAAAGAGCUGUUAAGUCUGCAGGUCCAACCUGUGUUUGGUCCCCCCAAUAGGCGACACAAAUACAACCUCUCGUCUCCCUUCCCUCCUCCCAUGGAAUCCUCCAAUCUUCCUUCUGCUGAACGUUCAGUGGUGGAAAAAGCCGAAACCACUUCUCAAGCGGAAACCCUCUUGAACCGCUGGAGACCAAGUGACGCGCUUUGGAAACCAUCCAUCAUCACAAUUUCUGUCAUCGACCACGCGUUGCAGCAGUUGGAAGAGAUGAAAACAAGACGAGUUUGGAUUCCCCUCUCUCGGGAAGAGCAAGCAGAAGCAGAAGCCAAAAUUGCGUCGGAAGAAGAUCCUUCCCGACCCGUGUACACUUAUCGUACGCUCUGCCCAUGCCCUACCGACAAACCCCUGCACCAAAGCGAGCAAAACGACUUUUCAUCUUCUUCUUUGUCUUCAUCCGAGUUUGGCCUUGAUUCUGAGUCUGAGUUCAAUUUCACCUCUUCAAAGAACCAAGACCCGAACCAACCAGUGCAAAAAGGUGUUUAUGGCAUUGUUCUGCCCAUCUUUGGGAACAUUCCAGUCCGCCAUUUCCGAACGCAACGUAUCCUUGAGAUGACCCCCGGCUCAUUUGCGCUCUCGUUGAGGAGGAAAUACAGCCGGUUGGCGGAUUUGAUCAUGUUUCAUAGGAAGAAGAGAGCUGGUGCGAGAAUGAAUGAUACGAAGGGGGAGGUGUACAAGGAUUAGACAGUGAGAUUCAAGAAGGGUUAGGAAAAGAUGGGAUGAGAUCUUGGUGUUUGGGUUUUAUGAUUUCUUAUUAAUGUAGUAGGCGGAAAGAGAAGUUUCUGUAAGAACUUAAUUGUUGUAUGAUCAGUUCAGAAAAGUCGCUCCAUUAGUCAGUCAAUCAAAUGGAAGGAAUGCAGGACGCAAAACGUGAAAGAGAUGGAACGGACCAACAAUAACGGCAUGGGGGAAGGGUUACUGCAUACUCAUUCCUUUCUGAACCAAGAAGAAUAACUAUAGAAAUGAGGAUGUUUACCACUACGUUGAUCGUUGUUCGAAUAGUGGUUGGUGAUAGUGGUGGUAGAGGCAUUCAAAUUUAUACCCAGCAUUCCAUGUUAUCGCAUUAUCUAUCGCAUUAGUCACCCAUUCAUCCUAGAUAUUCUCACGUCUCGUAUUUUUGGGAAUAUUCAUGUAUUAUGAUUUCCUAUCUUCGAUUAUUUCUGUUUCCUUCAGUGUCUGCUGGAUGUGAAUGGG